AAUUCAAGACGAUUGCGUUCAAAGGAGCAAUGAAGAUCCACUCCCUUCAGGAGGCACGGGGCAUUACUGGCAUGAAAGGGCUCGAUGAAAAGGUCGUAGAUGACUUCUCGUCGAAGCUCGACCUCCCACGGGCGCUAGAGAGUGUCGAAAGCAUUGACGCAAAUCACAUGCAGAUGGUCAGGUACAGCAGCAAAAACGAUCAAGGCUAUCGUGCCGUCUCUGGCAUCUUGGGGGCCUUUGUCCGACGGGAGCUAAAGACCCAGCAAAUACCGCCUGUCAAUGUCGCGGACAUCCUUCGUACGUAGAACCAUAGACUGCUCAGUAUAGGAAUGCGCAACGCUUACUAAACAUGCGGCGACUAGCAGAUGAUGCCCUGUUCAUGGUCCCUUUUUCAAGGGACGACAGCUUUGUUGGUCGGGAAGACAUAAUAGCAGAGAUCAGCGAGCGAGCAGCCUUGCAGAAACACACUCGCGUGGCUCUUGUCGGACUGGGAGGUAUAGGCAAGUCGCAGAUUGCAAUUGAGUAUGCGUACAGAACCCGAGAAGCGAAGCCGAACACCCUAGUAGUCUGGAUACACGCAAGCGAUCCCACCAGAUUCCAGCAAAGAUAUAGAGACAUCGCCGACGAGCUCCUCCUGCCCGGGCGGGAAGAUCCAAAGGCAGAUGUCUUGCAGCUAGUGUAUGCCUGGUUGUCAGACGGGAGGAACGGGCAGUGGCUCAUGAUACUCGACAACGUUGACGACGAUGGUGUUUUCUUUGCUGAUGACGAGGACACUAUAGGUUCGGCGCAGACGGUGCAUGCAGCGGAGCACAGGAAGCCACUCGAAACUUUCCUUCCCCAGACGGCGAACGGAACGAUCCUGAUCACAUCAAGGAACAGGGCUGCAGCGAUCAAUCUCGUCGGAGGACAUGGGGGCGAUAUCCAGGUGGAGCCGAUGGAAGAAGAGGACGCGCUGGCGCUGUUGCAGACAGGAGUGCCGUUUAGCGAGCCCAGCCGAGCGGACGCCAAGGCGCUCAUCCAGGCGCUGGAGCGGAUACCUCUGGCUAUCACACAUGCCGCGGCGUACAUCAAGACAAGAGCAGCGACAACGACCGUAUCCACCUACCUCGAGCUAUUCCGCGAGAGCGAGGCCAAUCAGGUGCAUCUCCUUGGCAAGAAGGAGUGGAAAGACAUUCGACGCGAUCACAGCAUCCGGCACGCAGUGAUUGCGACAUGGCAGAUCUCGUUCAGGCACAUCCAGAAGACGGAACCGCCGGCUGCCAACCUUCUCGCGGUGAUGAGCAUGUUUGAUAAGCAGGGGAUUCCGAGAUGGCUACUGCAGGCCAACACCAGCCAGCUGGACUUUGAUGAUGCUCUAGCGCCGUUGCUCAGCUUCUCCCUCGUGAGGACCGAGAUUGGGGAGCAGGUGCUUGAGAUGCACCGGCUUGUGCAGCUGUCGAUGAGGACGUGGCUGGAGGCGGAGAAGGAGCUAAGCAGGUGGGUGAAGAAGUCGAUACGGGCUCUCAGUGCAGCAUUUCCAAGUGGAGACUACAAGACUUGGGAGGAGUGCAAAGUACUCCUUCCGCACGUCAAAGAGGUUGUGGGCCAUACGACAGAAGACAAGGAGGAUUUUACGAACCAGGCAAAGGUUGCGCUUAGCGCAGGAUGGUAUCUGCUCUUAACAGGCGAGUACAAGGCGGCGGAGGGCUUUCUCCAGAUGGCAGCGGACACUAGAGAGAGGGUGCUUGGGCCAGAGCACCCCGACACGCUCAUCAGCGUCAGCCAGCUUGGGGCGGUGCUGGAAAGGCAGGGCAAGUACGAGGAGGCAGAAACAAAGCAUCGACGAGCGCUGGAAGGAUAUGAGAAGGUGCUUGGUCCAGAGCACCCUGACACGCUCGCCAGCGUCAGCCAGCUUGGGGCGGUGCUGGAGAGGCAAGGCAAGUACGAGGAGGCAGAAGCAAAGCAUCGACAAGCGCUGGAAGGAACAGAGAAAGUACUUGGACCAGAGCACCCCAACACGCUCAUCAGCGUCAGCCAGCUUGGGAGGGUGCUGUCGAGGCAGGGCAAGUACGAGGAGGCAGAAGCAAAGCAUCGACGAGAUCUAGAAGGGUCAGAGAAGAUGCUUGGGCCCGAGCACCCCGACACGCUCAUCAGCGUCAGCCAGCUCGGGGCGGUGCUGGAAAGGCAGGGCAAGUACGAGGAGGCAGAAAAAAAGCAUCGACGAGCGCUGGAAGGAUAUGAGAAGGUGCUUGGGCUAGAGCACCCCGACACGCUCACCAGCGUAAGCCAGCUUGGGACGGUGCUGUCGAGGCAGGGCAAGUACGAGAAGGCAGAAGCAAAGCAUCGACAAGCGCUGGAAGGAUAUGAGAAGGUGCUUGGGCUAGAGCACCCUGACACGCUCGCCAGCGUCAGCCAGCUUGGGGCGGUGCUGGAAAGGCAAGGCAAGUACGAGGAGGCAGAAGCAAAGCAUCGACAAGCGCUGGAAGGAAGAGAGAAGGUGCUUGGGCCAGAGCACCCCGACACGCUCACCAGCGUCGGCAACCUUGGGUCGGUACUAUGGAGCCAAGGACGGCUGGCGGACGCUGAGGGCUUGGAAAUACGGGUCAUGGAGGGAAGGAAAAGAACGCUUGGGGAUGCCCACCCAGACACGCUGACAGCAAUGGCCAACCUCACGUUUACUCUCAGGUCGCAAGGUCGCAAUCUGGAGGCUUUGUUGCUGAUGGAAGCAUGCGUUCAAGUGCGGGCCCGGGUCCUUGGGCUUGGCCAUCCCGACACCGAGUCUUCUACCGCAACGUUGAACUGGUGGCGCUUGGAAGACCUGGAUAUAGGAGUGUGAAGGUGACUGGUUGGGGCGUUGAGCGUGGCUUGUGUACAACGAUAAUCAUAACAGCAAUGCAUACAAGCCAUUCUGUUGCAGUA
This is a messenger RNA of Macroventuria anomochaeta, 2898 nucleotides long. Its product is annotated as TPR-like protein. The record is from RefSeq and is a predicted model, not a curated record. The coding region runs from base 350 to 2815 and encodes 821 amino acids. Gene Ontology annotation, molecular function: protein binding. NCBI's taxonomy places the organism in Eukaryota, Fungi, Ascomycota, Dothideomycetes, Pleosporales, Didymellaceae. The transcript has 3 exons.